This is a messenger RNA of Aspergillus bombycis, 1845 nucleotides long. RefSeq names its product fungal specific transcription factor domain-containing protein. Bases 1 to 1845 code for a protein of 614 amino acids. NCBI's taxonomy places the organism in Eukaryota, Fungi, Ascomycota, Eurotiomycetes, Eurotiales, Aspergillaceae. The transcript is spliced from 2 exons. Gene Ontology annotation, biological process: positive regulation of transcription by RNA polymerase II; DNA-templated transcription. Gene Ontology annotation, molecular function: DNA-binding transcription factor activity, RNA polymerase II-specific; zinc ion binding; sequence-specific DNA binding. The record is from RefSeq and is a predicted model, not a curated record.
AUGAUCGUCCAACUGACGACUGAAGCUUGCACCUGGGCAGGACUAGGCCGGAUGGGCGGCGAUAUGAGUGAGGAGCACGCCAGCCUGCUAGAAUAUACCCGAAGCUUAGAGAGCAAACUCGCGGAGUUGGAAAGCCAUGUCCAGCGCAACACCACCCCGGCGUCGGAGCACCAAGUGACAUCGGUAACAGCCGAGCUGUCAACCGAUGUGGCCCUCCUAAGCAUGAAUGCCACGGCCGAACCUUUCUUUGUCGGCGCGACCGCCGGCUUUUCGCUCUCGAGAAUGGUGGAAGGCAUCUUGUCUCAAUCCCCAAUUCCGCCUACAGGGCUUGGGUCAAUCGCAUCCGCGAAUACACAGGCGAGCAAUGAUGUUGGUCUGCCCAUGGACAGCCACAGUAGACCCGAUCCCCAGGUCGAGCGGAAGCUGGUGGACAUUUUCUUUACUCGUGUCCAUCCCCGGUACCCAUUUCUGGAUAAGUUCAGCUUUGACGAGUUUUACCACUUUUACCUAGGAUCUCGGGAUAUCAGGGGAGUUAAUCCAUCUAAGCUUUUCCAGCUUCAUAUGGUGUUCGCAAUCAGUGCCCGCAUUAUGCAGCUUCAUCCGGAAAUGGGUGGAAGCAUCAAUCCAGAGUUCUAUUAUUCGAACGCUACAAGAUACGCUGAUGAGGCGCUGCAGGUUCCUGGACUAGAGAAGAUUCAAUCUUUACUCCUCCUAGCGCUAUACAUCCUUCGUACUCCGGGUAGUAUUUCUAAUUUAGGCGGUUGGCACAUCAUCGGAUUCGCGGUUCGAUAUGCAGUGGAAUUGGGAAUACACCGUAACAUCACUUGUGGUGGGCCACGAGCACAGGAUCCCUAUCGCAUUGAGAUUCGCCGACGAGUCUUUUGGAGCGCUUAUGUCCUUGACCGUGCGGUAUCCUUGACUCUGGGACGCCCGUUUGCACUGUCGGAAAGUGAUAUUGAUGUUGAUUUACCUGUUGCUCUGGAACAAAGACCUGUCAACGGAAAGGAAACUCAAUAUAAGCAGCCCUCUGUGGCACUUGCUGAAACAAAAACCUCGAAUCUGUCCUCCUUCGUUCACUUAUGCCGACUUAGACGAUUGGAAAGCAGGAUAAAACAGGAGCUUUACAGCGCUAGCGCCCCGACCAUGACGCAGAAUUACUCUUAUGAUGCGACAAUCGACGCUUUACGACAGGAGCUUGUCGAGUGGUUGAAUAAUAUACCCUUUAAGGCCACUGCGGACGGCCCGCCACAGGAAAGCUACUCGCUCUAUGACACCCCGGAGUUCUUCCGCAUACAGUACAGCAAGGCCUUGCGCAUGCUUCUACAGCAGCGGAUUACCCAUGUCUCCGCUGAGGGAAACUCUUCCAAGGAUAAAGAAUACCUAGCAUUGAGUGCUCGAGCCGCGGGAGACAUCUGCCAGUACUAUCGUACGCUACACCAAAGAAAGCCUUUAGGGUGGAACUUCCUCGCUCUGCAUUCCAUCUUCACAGCAGGUCUCACAUUGCUAUACUGUGUCUGGGCAGAGAGGGAGCAUGCAGACCUAGCUCGAUUUGAGGACAUUCGCUCAUGCUCUAACGUUCUCUUUGCUAUAUCCGAAAGAUGGCCGACCGCCACGAAGUUUCGUGACAUUUUUGAGGUCCUCGCGAAACGGAUGAUAGACCUAGUGUCUAUGACCUCUAUCCCUCACGGUAGUUUGGACGGCACAUCUGUUCCGACGGAAGCCAGGAUUUCGCCUGCUGGGGCUUUACAAGACUCGGCAGGGUUUCCGGCAAUGAAUCAAGACGACUUCUGGGCCAUGCUUGAUGACUGGUGGAUGACGACUAUAUCCGCAAUCAAUUUCAAUUGA